Molecule: messenger RNA, 321 nt
Organism: Emiliania huxleyi CCMP1516
Lineage: Eukaryota; Haptophyta; Isochrysidales; Noelaerhabdaceae
Product: putative cytochrome c
Exons: 1
Molecular function (GO): heme binding; electron transfer activity
Source: RefSeq, a predicted model, not a curated record
CCGCUACCUCCGGGUAAUAGCGCGGCCGGCGCCAAGAUCUUCAAGGCGAAGUGCAACACCUGCCACACGUGCAAUGAGGGUGGCCCCAACAAGCAGGGCCCCAACCUGUUCGGCGUGAUCGGCCGCCAGUGCGGCCAGGUGCAAGGGUUCAAGUACACAGGGGCCAGCAAGAACUCGGGCAUCCAGUGGUCCAACCAGACCCUCGUCGCCUACCUGGAGAACCCGAAGAAGUACAUCAAGGGCACCAAUAUGGCCUUCCCCGGCUUCAAGAAGGACCAGGACCGUGUCGAUGUCGUCGCGUACCUCAACACCAUGAAGUAA